Molecule: messenger RNA, 1641 nt
Organism: Henningerozyma blattae CBS 6284
Lineage: Eukaryota; Fungi; Ascomycota; Saccharomycetes; Saccharomycetales; Saccharomycetaceae
Gene: CMR1
Product: Cmr1p
Exons: 1
Coding region: 1-1641 (546 amino acids)
Biological process (GO): regulation of DNA damage checkpoint
Cellular component (GO): nucleus
Molecular function (GO): protein binding; DNA binding
Source: RefSeq, a predicted model, not a curated record
AUGGUCGAAUUAACAGAAUUCCAAAAAAAACGUCUUGAAAAUAUUAAAAGAAAUAAUGAUAUUUUGAAAAAAUUAAGUUUAACAGGAACAGCAAAUCAAAUUAAAAAGGAAUCCGGUAUUAUAACAAAAGAGAAGAAAAAGACUAUACCAGCUCGUUCAAUUAAAAAAAAGCAAGUUUCACAAAAGCCUCCUCCAAUCCCAACUAGAAGAUCUCGUCGAUUAAGAGGAGAAACAGUAACUACAGAAGGUAUACCAAAUUUAAGUGAUUCUCAAUUAUUAAAUAAUUUGAAACAAUCAUCACCAUCAUUAGAAUCUGAUCGGUUUGAAUCUUUGAUAGAUGACUUAAAAGAAUCACCUGUAGUAGGUGAUAUCAAAUUAAGUGAUAUUAUAAAAGAUGAAAAUGAGUCUUCUUUACAAGAUAAAUUUAAAUAUUUAGCAAAUAAGAACUUUUCAUCUGGAGAUUUUUUUGAAGAAUUGAAAAAAUAUCAAACAAUAAAUAAGCCUGAAUUAAGUAAGUUACAAGAAGAUUUUGAUUUACAAUUAUAUGAUAUUUUCCAACCAAAUGAAAUUAAAAUUGUUUAUGAACGUAUUUCAUCAGUAUUUUUUCAUCCAUCAAUAGACAAAAAAUUAAUUAUUGCAGGUGAUAAGGUGGGAAAUCUUGGAUUUUGGAAUGUUAGAGAUGAGCCAUUAUCUGAAAAUGGGGAAGAUGAUUUGGUGGAACCUGAUAUCACCAGAGUAAAAUUAUUUACGAAAAAUGUAAGUGAAAUUGAUUGUUUCCCCACGGAUUUAACAAAAAUUCUGACAACUUCUUAUGAUGGCACUAUUAGAUCAAUUGAUUUGAAUACGAUGGAAAGUAAUGAAAUUCUUCAAUUGAAGGAUGUAGAUGGUAAUGAUCUUGGAAUUAGUGCUUUUCAAUUCAAUUAUUCGGACCCAAAUCAAAUAUAUUUGACAACAUUAAGUGGUGAAUUUACCACUCUUGAUAUUAGAAUGAAUAAUAAAAAUUUGAAUUUGGAUAUAAAAAGAUUGUCAAACAAAAAAAUCGGUUCUUUUGCAAUAAACCCUAAAAGAUCAUGGGAAAUAGCUACUGGUUCUUUAGAUAGAACUUUAAAAAUUUGGGACAUUAGAAAAAUUGUGAAAGAACCUGAAUGGUCACAGUAUGAUGACUAUGAAAGCCAUCAAAUCAUUGGAACAUAUGAUUCAAGAUUAAGUAUAUCUGCGAUCUCCUAUUCACCAUUCGAUAAUACUUUAGUUUGUAAUGGUUAUGAUGAUACUAUUAGAUUAUUUGAUGUAAACGAAAAUAAUAUUCAACAAGAGCUAACUCCAAAAAUAACAAUUAAGCAUAAUUGUCAAACAGGGCGUUGGACAAGUAUUUUAAAGGCCAAAUAUAAGCCAAAUCAAAACGUAUUUGGUAUUGCAAACAUGGGUAAAGCUAUUGAUCUAUACGAUAGUGAGGGUCAACAAUUGGCCCAUUUAAAGACUGCCACUGUACCGGCUGUUAUAGCAUGGCAUCCUAUUAAUAAUUGGAUUGCAGGUGGUAAUUCAAGUGGUAAAAUCUUUCUUUUUACAGAUGAAAACAGGGUUCUGGCUGAUGAAAGUGUUAAGGUUGAAGGGGAUGUAAUAAAAAAGGAGGAAAAUAAUUAA